GGAUCGCAUCGAUUUGGGCCUGGUAGGUGCUUGGCGGCGUUGAGUGCCUUGGAGAAUGCCAGGUUUUCGUCCCGAAGGAGGCGGCCAAGGAUGUUUGAGAGUCGUAGCUCUUUCCACACCGGAAACUCGAAUAGAUAGCCCAUGGUGAUAUCAGCCUUGUGGUAAACUGGGCAAGGUCAUGGGCACUGGCAUUGAGGCAGGAAUAGAUGCGGAUGACAUCAUUCUUGAUGGCACUUGUAUCCUGGCAGCUGUGGAUCGAGAGGAAGUGGUACUUGUCCUUCGUGGUCCAAAGAGUCCUAUCUCAGUCGCCAGGCUGCACUGUAGUGGACUGGUUUCAUCCUCGCAUGGUCUUACCACAUACGCCGGCGUGCCCCGGCGUCCCUGGGUCGGAUCGAGGGUGGACCAGAAAGCUGCAAUGUGGCCAUUUUCUUUCCUUUGGCGGCUGUAGAGGCGAACCUAUGCCCGAUUGGAUCCAGGCCAUUCGUCGCCUUUGCCAUCCUUUUGUGGGUCCAUCGAUGCUGAUCAGGGCACGCUGCCUGGUGUCGGAUCGAGGGAGGAUGGUCUUGGUGCCGGGGAAGGCUGGUGGCUUGUUGUCUGCUUUCUUCGGUACCAUGUGGCGAGGGAUGGUCUGGAUCGUGCUCGCUAGCUAUAGCUGCAGAACGAGUAUUGAUUGUAGUGGUCGAGUGUUCGUUGUCGAGUGAUUCGAUGUUCUCUCAGUCGAUCAACAUCAGCGAUUGUUAUGGGACGGCACUAUUGUAUAUUGGAUGUAUUGGAUGUAUUGAGUAUCAAAUACAACACCACUCGGCCAUUACCGCUUCAUC
Messenger RNA from Polychytrium aggregatum, 821 nucleotides. RefSeq lists its product as uncharacterized. NCBI's taxonomy places the organism in Eukaryota, Fungi, Chytridiomycota, Chytridiomycetes, Polychytriales. The record is from RefSeq and is a predicted model, not a curated record. Bases 207 to 701 code for a protein of 164 amino acids. The transcript has a single exon.